GUUUCGCGCGGUCAUCCCGCUGAAGCAACAUGUUGCCUCUGAAACACAAAAAGAGUUUCCAGCAAGAUUUUGAGAGAUUCAAAGCAACAUAUAGCUGUGUUGGCAACAACGCGAUUCAUUGUCAACAAUGCAAGUAGACAGAAACCGGCUAAGCGAGCUGCUCCAACAAGCAGUCAGCCGAACCCCAAACGAAGCGAUGCUAUAUUGGUGGCACAGACGAAACUAACAAUCAGUACGAUUUGAACGCUCGCGAAAGUAACGCGCUUGUUGUGAGAAAGUUGAAUUUGAUUAAAAAUAAAAAGAAAUAAAAUAAGCUGCUGUGUAAACAAGUGUUUUUGCUUGUGCGAAAUAUACAUAUAAAGGAAUAAGAAAGUAAUUUGAAAACAGAAAAUAAAAAUGGAGUUCAACAAUCGUCUUUUGCUGAAAAUCAUUGAGCUGGCUUUCAUCACGAGCGCCAUUGUCAUGAUCGAAAUUAUAAGCGACCAUUCGUAUACGAGUCAAGCGAUGUUGGUCUGUGGCACUCUAACGGGUUAUUUGAUUAUCUGCUGCACUUUGCUUCUCGGUCAUCUACUCGGCGCUGUUAUUGAUAAGCGCAUCGACUGUCUCUUCAGUAUCGGCGCAAUCAUAAUGUUUAUCGGAUCCGGUAUAAUUGUGAUGGAUCGUUGGACCAAUGAAUUUCAACAUUCAGAGGAUCGUAAUGCGAUAAAGACUGCUGGCGUAUUUAUGUUGAUAAAUGCAUUCAUAUUUUUAGCCGAUACUCUUGUUACCCUACGCAGUUAAAUAAUACUGUUAAAGUAGUUAUAUAUAUUAGUACUUAAAAAAUAAUUUAUUAAGCUUCCAAAAGUUUGUGUGCAAAAUGUGCCAAAGUUAUGAUAAAUAUUUAUAAAGUAUAAUAAUAAUAUUAUAUAUAAUAUUAAAUAACUAAAAUACUUAAAAUAUUUCAAAUAAAAAUUAAAUUGGAAAAUAUUAAUAAUAAUUUCAAUAAACUAAAAUAAAAUAAAAUUAAAAAUAAUAUAUUCAUCAAGUCAUCGUUUAAUAAGUUUUGCAAAUAAAUACUAAUCAGUGUUGUUGCCGCAUUUUGUUUCUAGGGCAUCGCGAUCGCCUGCAUUG
Messenger RNA from Bactrocera oleae (olive fruit fly), 1110 nucleotides. RefSeq names its product protein snakeskin. The record is from RefSeq and is a predicted model, not a curated record. Gene Ontology annotation, cellular component: plasma membrane. Gene Ontology annotation, biological process: septate junction assembly. NCBI's taxonomy places the organism in Eukaryota, Metazoa, Arthropoda, Insecta, Diptera, Tephritidae.